GAGGGGAGUGAGGCCCCUGUCUGCUGCGGAGACCAUCACAGGGACCAAUGCAUGCUGGGCAUGGUGGCUCACACCUGUAAUUCAAGCACUUUAGGAGGCUAAGGUGGGCAGAUCACUUGAGGUCAGGAGUUCGAGACCAGCCUGGCCAACAUGGUGAAACCCCAUCUCUGCUAAAAAUACAAAAAUUAGCCAGGUGUGGUGGCGCGUGCCUGUAAUCUCAGCUACUCGGUAGGCUGAGGCAGGAGAAUCACUUGAACCUGGGAGGCAGGGGUUGCAGUGAGUUGAAAUCGCAACACUGCACUCAAGCCUGGGCGACAGAGCAAGACUCCAAAAAAGGUCUCAAAAAAAAAAAAGGAAGGACCAAUGCAUCAGACUCCUUGGGAAGCUCAGAGGAGGGGCCACUGAGCCAGCUCUGGCAGGAUAGAGUAGGAUGAUUGGGAGUAUCAAGGAAGGCUUCCUGGUGGUGACACUCAGCUGAGGCUUCAGGGCCAAAAGGAGGAGAUCAGGUAGACACAGCAAGAGAAGCCUUCCUGGCAGGGAACCCCAUAUACAAAAGGGCACAAGGGGGCGAAAACUUGGCCAGUGUAUCCAUUUGGCCAGAACAAAGUGAGGGAUUGUGGAGGGAGUGAGCGUGGUGGGAAGAAGGGAGCCAAGGGGGAGUUCUGAAGGGGAGAAGGGCCUUCCAUAUUCAGCGAAUGCUGGUGUUCAGCCUGCAACACUUCAAAGUAAGUGCUGCUGCCAUCCCCUUUUUUGCAGAUGUGGAAAAGAGCUCAGAGAGGUUAGGUAACUAGCCCAAGACCACACAGCCAGAAAGUCACAGAGCUGGGACUCAAGCUCAGCCUGUCUUUGCUACAGAGCCAGUGCCCUGGAUCACUCAGCAACAAUGCCCCCUUCCCCAGCUCCUCGAAGGUAGGGGUGAGGGCAUAAGAGAAACCCCCCUGGGUCCCAGGCUAAUGCCUUCCCCUCCCCACCCCUGGAAGAUCACAAGCGUGGGACAUCCAGCAUGGAUAAGGAUGAGCUGAUGGAGAAUUCCCAGCAGCUCCCGGGAGGCCUGUCCACUGCAGGGACUGACUCCAAAGAGCUUCUGAGGCAACCAAUGAGACAGGCUGUGGCAGGAGCCUGUAAGAGGGGCAGAGACCAGGGAGGGCUUCCUGGAGGAGGUAGAGGCAUGAGAACUGGCUUUGCAGCAGGGGGACUGUACACAUGGAGGAGGGAGAGGGGUCUCAAACUGCCUGAGCAAAGGUGUCACAGUGUCUGGGGAGACACAGCUGGGCUGAGGCUUGAGAGGCCAGGUGGGGUUGGGCUGUGGAGGCUGUGUGUCCAAGCUCAGGGAGAAGCUCCUUGUCCUGCUGGCAGUGGGGAGCCAUGGUGGGGUCUUGAGCGGGAGUAGGUCCAAAGGAGGGAGGGGUCACUCUAAGAAGCUUUGGAGGUGACACAGAGGGACAUCAGUAGAUGUUACCCUCGCCAGUGAGUGGCAGGAGGGGCAGGCAGGAGGCCUCUGAGCUGCCUUUAGGUUUCGGUUCAUUCAGCAGGACUCAAACCGAGGUGCCUUUCUGGAGAGAAUCUGGGACAACCCAGGCUCUGAGAAGCUGUCUUGCCUCCUUCUUCUCUCUUGUAAUCUUCCCAACCUGUUUCUUUCCUUUCUCAGGCCACCCCACCUCCAGGGUCCCAUCCCUCCCCACCCCUUCAUCUCCCCUCCUCCAGCCCUGGGCCCAAGGACACGCCUCCAGGGUCCCAGGCCCCCUCUGUCUGGGAGCCCCACCGAAGAGGACAGGUGUGGAGGUCUCUGACCUGCCCAGCAGCAUUGCCUAGGCCAGGCCUGCAUGUGGGAGAAGCGGAGCAAGCCACCGCAUCACGGUCAGCAGCAGCUCUAAGCUCCAAACUUCCCUUCCUCUCUCCCAUCUGUCUGUGCCUGCAGACCCCCAAAGGGACAAAUCAAAAGCCUAAAUAAGCACCAAGAUGGGGCCACCAGACUUCCUCUCUCUCCACCCCUCCCACGCUAUUAUCAGCCCUCCCGUCCCACCCUGAAAGAUCAAUAAUGGUUUGGCAGGGAGAGGAGGCCAGGGCAGGAGGGCACGUCCCCGUGGCCCGGGGCCCCAGUUAGGUGGCAGCCAGGCUGGAGUUGUCUGGGCAGGCUAGACAAAAGGAAACUUGGGAGCAGAGGCCCUCUGGGUUCCACCUGGCGUAGAGCUGAGUCUGCUGCUCACUUACUGUGUAAGUUCCUUCCUUUCUCAGGCCUCAGUUUCCCCAUCUGAAGAAUGGGGGUGUUGGAUAAGAUGGCCUCUAAGGAGCCCUGUACCUCUGACUUUUGGAGAUUCUGUGUGUAUGGACUCCAGAGCCCAAGGGCCUGGGUCCAAAUCCCAGCUUCUCUGCUUACUAGCUGCGGGACCUUGGGCAAAUUAUCCAACCUCUUUGGGCCUCAGUUUCCUCACUUGUCAAAGGAUAAGAAUUGAACAUACUUCAUAGGAUGGCAUGAAAUGACAUGCGCCAAGUGUCCGGCGCAGGUAGGUGCUCAGUAAAUGUGAGGUCAAGGCUUUGGGUGGAGGAGUUCAGGCUGAGAGCAAAGGCUCUUGGGAUCCGGUAUUUCGGAUGAAAGUGGGCCGGGGCUGGGCGCGGUGGCUCACGCCUAUAAUCCCAGCACUGUGGGAGGCCAAGGCAGGUGGAUCACCUGAGGUCAGGAGUUUGAGACCAGCCUGGCCAACAUGGUGAAACCCCGUCUCUACUAAAAAUACAAAAAUUAGCUGGACGUGGUGGCAGGUGCCUCUAAUCCCAGCUACUCAGGAGGCUAAGACAGAAGAAUCGCUUGAACCUGGAAGGCAGAGGUUGCAGUGAGCCGAGAUCGCAUCACUGCCCUCCAUCCUGGGCAAGACUCUCCAUGGAAAAAAAAAGAGAGAGAGCAGAGGACGGGGGAUGCACACAGAACCAAGAGCUUCGGGAGCUACACACCAGGGCCCAUGCACCCUGCCAAGCCACUCCAAGGGGAAAGACUGUAUCUCUCCCCUUCAUUCAGCCAUCCACAAACACCCCACACCCACAAGCCAGGAACCCCAAGCAGGGAGGCGGCCCCAGGUGAUGACGGUGCAGGGAGCUGAGCAACCACAUGAGGGCAGUGGAGACGCGAUCAGGACCGCACAGGAUUUGGCCUUAGAAUAGGGGUGGGAUGUGAGAAAAUGGGGAGAGGGGUGGGGCCAGAGGGCCUUGGAGUAGGCAGAGGCUGGAGAGUGGUUGCCUGUCCACAGACUCCCCAUUCAUGUCACAUGUGGUAUUUGUCAUCCAUGCAAGCAUUUGUUCCUUUAUUCAUUUCUUCAGUUUGUUUAUUCUUGUAAGCCAGCCCCUCUUCCGUCCAUCCUUCCUUCUUUCCUUCCUCUCUUCCUCAUUCUGUUUUUUUCCUUCUUGUCCCUUUGGUUUGUCUGGCCAGGCGAUCAACUGCACAUACCGUCCUAAGCCACAGCUGGGUGCCAGCCUGAGAGAGGCACGCCUCUAGGGGGUACGGUGAGCCUUGGCCCCUUCCCUUGAAGGGUUCAGGGCAGUAGGCCCGGUGCUGGGCACCCCACAGAUCUGGGCCUGUGGUUGGUGGGGUCUCGAGGGGCCUAAGUCUCCCACAGGCUGCAAGUCCUGAGAAGCCUCAGUAAACACUAAAACAGUAAACAGUACCCUGGCCAGGCAGACUGUGUGACCUGGGCCACCACUCUAAAAAUAAAUUCCAGGAAAACAGUAUGGUCCCAGGUCCAGCAAUGUCUGAGAUUCAGGGACAUUCCCUGCCGACAAGAGCUGAUUUCUGUGGCCUGGUGACUAAGUUCCCUCUUGCAGGAACGUAAGCACGGCGGGGAAGCGGAGGCUGGGGCUUGACGUCAGGAGAUUGAAUCCUGGCUGUGUCCUGCUGGUCUAAGACACCCCUCUGCCUCUCUCUGAGGCUCAGUUCCCAAAUCUGUAAAAUGGGGGGAAGCAGGUCUUCUGCUUGGUCCACCUCGUGGUCUGAGAGCUGAACGAAAUUGCAAUUGUGCAGAUGAAGAGUGAUGGAGGGAGACCACCUGGCUUUGGGGUCAUGCCUGGAUCCAAAUUCUAGUUCAGCCUCUUACUAGCUGUGGAUGUUAGUCAACGACUUAGCCUCUCUGGGCCUCAGGCUCCUCAUCUGUGAAAUGGAGCUAAGAGUCCUUACCUCCUAGGGAACAGUGCCUACACGUGGCUUGCAAUCCAUUGAUGGGUGUUGUUAUUAUUAGGAAAUGUUCAGUGAAACUGUACAGCAUGACAAACAUCAAGUGUGUCAUUACAGAGAUUAUCCCUAUAGCAACCAAGGCCAAACGCCUCUGCCUGACUCUCGGCUCCCUCCACCCCCAGUCUGGCCCCACCUGCCUUCCAGCCUUGCCACCCAAGGCCUGAUGACAGCAGCAGUGGGGAGGAAGAUGCUGACAGCUGAUCCGAGGGGGUGGGGCCCCUCUCACCACUCCUUGGGGCGGGGAGCCCUGCUCAGGAGCUACCUGCCCAGCCCAGUGUCAAGUCACUGCCGAGCCCUAUGGCAGUUUCGGGGAGGAAGGGGCACCUGGAAGGCAGAGCUGUGCUGGGGAGGCUCCUUCUCUCCAAGUGGGGCUCCAUCCAGCCUGCAGACCACAGCCCGGAGCGGGAGCUGGGCAGAGGAGUCAAGGAGCUGGGCUCUGCCUCUCCACCUAGUGACUCCUACCCUGGCUGCCUCUUUAGACCACAAUGAGUUUAAAGGAGGUUGAAGGUGCUUUUUCACCUGCCUGACUUGGAACUCCAUAAGGAGUGAUGUCAUGACCAGCAUAAAUUGGGGGGAACCUAAUGACGUCUGCCCCUUGUUCUUUUAAGCUUCAAUAGAAACACUCAGUCCAAGAUCUGGGAAGACCCUUGUGCCCAUUUUUAAAAGAUUUCAACUCUGGCCAUUAGGAGAAUUGGAGAGAUCAGGUGACAAUGAGUUCCCAGUUCAAUGCUGGAUUUACUGCUGGCAUCCAAAGUGCUCCACUGGGCAAGCACCAGCUCCUCUUGCUGCAUCACUGUGCAAGGGAGCCUCACCCUCUGCGGGGGCGGGGUGGGGGGGCAGCAUUCCGCUCCGGCCUCCGCAGCUUCGCACGUGCCGCUCUCUCCUGUAGAACACCUUUUCCCUCCCCCAUCUGACUGUGUCUCACUUUUUCCUCAAGACUCUGAAAGGUUUCCUGACUCCCUCAACCUGGGCGAGGAGCUCCUUUCCCCUGCUCCCGUCCCGCUGCCUGUCCCUACUCCCGUUGUAGUUCUGAUCACACUGAUGUCCUGCGUGUCUACCAUUCUAAGCUGUGGGAUUUCAAGGCAGGGCCUGGAUUUUGUCUUAAACAGUUCAGGGUCCCCAGGCCCUUGGGCACCAGGGGGACAUCUCAUGGUGUAAUAAUAAGAAACACUCACACUUUACAGAGGGAAGGUUCCAUCGCUUUCCCUAGAUCGUGGCCAGCCAGGGUGUCAGGUGGCUGCCCACCUGCAGCAGAGCUUCCUGGUGCUGGCGGAGGGGGGCAGGCCAGGCCUGCUGGGGCCAGUGAAGGGGGUCAUCCCCUUCCCACCUGGCAUGAAACGCCUGUGUUGUGCUGCGUCCUAAGACCCCUGGGGAAAUGCACCAUUCAUUCAUUCAUUCAGUAAAGGUCACUGGCUCCUGCCUGGGAUCUGGGACCCAGCCCCUGAGCACACCCCCGUCCGCACUGUCGUGGUCCCGCUGUUUGUCUUCUCCCUUCCGACCUCCCGUGGCCCCAGCGCGGCCCGCUCACAGUAGGUGCUCGGGCAGCGUUUCUUCAGGGGCCUAGACGGCCUGGAGAGGAAGGGCCCCAGCCCAGCCGCCCGGGCCUCUCACCUGGCUCUCGGGGCGUCCGGCUCGCACUUCCUCCCGCCGCCCCGCCCCUUCCACAUUCCUGCCCCGCCGGGCCUGCCCGGCGCAGUCUGGGUCUCUGCGCCGCAGCCGCCCGCCCGCCCUCUCAGCGCCCGGCCCCGGGAUGACGGCGGCCCAGGCCGCGGGUGAGGAGGCGCCACCAGGCGUGCGGUCCGUCAAGGUGGUCCUGGUGGGCGACGGCGGCUGCGGGAAGACGUCGCUGCUGAUGGUCUUCGCCGAUGGGGCCUUCCCCGAGAGCUACACCCCCACGGUGUUUGAGCGGUACAUGGUCAACCUGCAAGUGAAAGGCAAACCUGUGCACCUCCACGUCUGGGACACAGCAGGGCAAGACGACUAUGACCGCCUGCGGCCCCUGUUCUACCCUGAUGCCAGCGUCCUGCUGCUUUGCUUCGAUGUCACCAGCCCGAACAGCUUUGACAACGUCUUUAACCGGUGGUACCCAGAAGUGAAUCAUUUCUGCAAGAAGGUACCCAUCAUCGUCGUGGGCUGCAAGACUGACCUGCGCAAGGACAAAUCACUGGUGAACAAGCUCCGAAGAAAUGGAUUGGAGCCUGUGACCUACCACAGGGGCCAAGAGAUGGCGAGGUCCGUGGGCGCGGUGGCCUACCUCGAGUGCUCGGCUCGGCUCCAUGACAACGUCCACGCCGUCUUCCAGGAGGCGGCCGAGGUGGCCCUCAGCAGCCGCGGUCGCAACUUUUGGCGGCGGAUUACCCAGGGCUUUUGCGUGGUGACCUGAGCGGCUCGGGCCGACCGAGUGACGCGGGAAGAGGCAGGGCGCUGACCUGCUGCUGAGCUGGCUGGGCUGGACCCGGUCCCUAGGCUGUGACCGCCGAACUGCACCGCAACAGAUGGGCGCCACCAAGGCCAGGCCCUGAGGCCUGGGAGUCCUGGACUGAGAAAGGGGGUUCCUGGGCCCACCUGCUCUGUGUAGGGCUCGUCCUGCGGUGCCCGAGAAUCACUCACUAACCCCUACGCCCGGUCGCGGACCGACAUCCUGGAGCCGCCUGUGCAGCCUGAUGCCCCCUCGUGGCUGCUCCCAGGGCUGCACCUGCCAGGACCUAAGGUUCUCAGGUCCCUCCUGCCAGAAUCCACACCCGGCCCCUUCCCACCUGUCAUACUGGUAACUGUAACAAGGAAAACGACAUCA
This is a messenger RNA of Symphalangus syndactylus (siamang), 7010 nucleotides long. RefSeq names its product ras homolog family member D (gene RHOD). NCBI's taxonomy places the organism in Eukaryota, Metazoa, Chordata, Mammalia, Primates, Hylobatidae. Gene Ontology annotation, molecular function: GTP binding; GTPase activity. The record is from RefSeq and is a predicted model, not a curated record. Gene Ontology annotation, biological process: small GTPase-mediated signal transduction.